Molecule: messenger RNA, 1185 nt
Organism: Wallemia ichthyophaga EXF-994
Lineage: Eukaryota; Fungi; Basidiomycota; Wallemiomycetes; Wallemiales; Wallemiaceae
Product: ER-derived vesicles protein ERV41
Exons: 3
Coding region: 1-1185 (394 amino acids)
Biological process (GO): retrograde vesicle-mediated transport, Golgi to endoplasmic reticulum; endoplasmic reticulum to Golgi vesicle-mediated transport
Cellular component (GO): Golgi membrane; endoplasmic reticulum membrane; COPII-coated ER to Golgi transport vesicle
Source: RefSeq, a predicted model, not a curated record
AUGAGCUCUGCAAUGUCGAUGCCGCCGUUGAGAACAUUUGACGCUUUCCCCAAGACGCAGCCGACGUACACGAUACGCUCGAAACGGGGCGGGAUAGCGACAGUGGUUGUUAUAUUUACUUUAGUGCUGCUUGUGUUUCAUGAAAUCGGCGAAUGGCUGUAUGGACACAACGAAUAUCAAUUCAGCGUAGAUACCACCACACAAAGAGAAAUGCAACUGAACGUCGAUCUCACAGUCGCUAUGCCCUGCCAUUACCUUAAUGUAGACAUAAGGGAUGCUGUAGGCGACAGGCUGAAGCUGAGCGAUAGAAUACAAAAGGAUGGUACCACCUUUGAGCCGGAGAAAUACCAUCAGAUGGGCCACGACAAGCAGAGCACCCUCAGUCGUAUUGUAAAGGAUAGCAGGAAAGGCAGGAAGUGGUUCAGACCUACGGGUACGCGUAAUCGUUUCAAGAAAACCAAGAAACCCAUCAAGAAUGGUCCAGCAUGUAGACUCUACGGCAGCGUCGAAACCAAGAAGGUCAACGGUAACAUGCAUAUCACUACUCUUGGUCAUGGCUAUAGCAGCCUGGAGCACACGGAUCAUAAAUUAAUGAACCUCUCUCACACUAUCGACGAAUUCUCAUUCGGUCAGCACUUCCCUUACAUAGCACAGCCGCUCGACAGAAGUGUCGAGAUUUCAAACAACCAUUUCCCAGUAUACCAGUAUUUCAUGCACGUAGUUCCAACGACGUAUGUCGACGCGUCGGGGCACUCUCUCUCGACGAAUCAGUACUCGGCACGCGAGGAUAUUAAAACCAUCAGCAACCACCAGCGAGGUAUUCCGGGACUUUUCUUCAGAUACGAUCUCGAGCCAAUUCAUCUACAAAUGAACGCAACUACUAUGUCAUUCACUAAGCUCCUCAUCAGGUUGACGGCAUUGAUUGGUGGUGUGUGGUGUUGCUCUCGUUUCGCAGUUCGCACUUUAGACAGACUGCUGCCUAAACGAUUCAAACCGCAUUCAGACAAAGAUGGGGAGAUGCACAUUCCAAUCACAUCUCCAAACGUUAACAUGCCCUCACCGAGACUGUCGCCUGGGUUUUUUGGGAUGAAUACAUCGACGUCUCCACCACCGCCAUACACGACCAACAACGGUAUGCUGUCUCCGGGUGUAUCAUCGAGCAAUCAGGGGCCAUUUAGAUUUUAG